AGUUGCGUAAUUUGACAAGCGCAAAACAAGAGGGAGUGGGCAGCAGACAACAACUGCAUGGUUUCAGCUAUUUGUUCAAAUCAGAAUUAGUCCUAUGCUAAAUUACCCCCCCCCCCUCCCACACACGCACUUUUGCGGACUACUGGACAUAACAUUAUCAGCGUUUAUGGCCACUGACUUAUUAACCAAUGAUGUUUGGGUCGCUCUGGGGCAGGACGCACCCGAACCCUGAAUACCCACUGCACCACCACUAGCGGACAGGCUGAGAGAAGGGCGAGGAAAAUAUCAUAGUCAUGGACAAGUCCUCAACAACAUGAAGAAUACAAUCGGUGAAAGCGCUUAAUUUCACGACUACAAUCUGGUACGGCCAACCUGUGAGAACCUUGGACUUCAGUGACUGAUAAUUCCGAGAUGGACAAAUAUCUGUCACCUCCUCAGAAUAUCCCAGACACCAGACAGCCAACUUUCACGGAGGACCUUGGUUCCCCAUACAGCAUCAACAUGAGUCUCCUCCUACCUGACGUUACCUACCUGUGCCCCAGCCUGUGUCGGCCUAUGAGACCCAUCAAGACAGAGCCUCUCUCCCACUCCCUCAUCCAUCCCAGCUGCCAGUGCAACCCUGGUCCAACAACCCUUCCAGAACACCCUAGGCUUUAUGGCGCUUCGACAGACACAGGAAGAAGUCUGUUCAUUAAACAGGAAAUUCCCUCCCUGGGCUUCCCAGACGUUCCGUUGUUCCAGCUGUUGAACUCUGAGCUGGAGCAGCUGGUGCCCGAUCACCCGGUGAACACCAACCUCCAUAGUAGGGUCCCUAUGUCCUCCUUGUCGGUCCCAUUCAGCAACGUCCACAUACCAUCCCCCCAGAUUGCUGUGAAAUCUAUGGGAAGCCCACAAAAUUUUGUCAAUCGUCUGACAACCCAGUUUGCAAGCCAUUCGCAGCAGCGACCAGACUAUCUUCCUCCGUCCCCACCUAACUCUGAGCCAGGGAGCCCAGACAGAGGGAAAGAGCUGAUUCAGAAUCAUUCUCCGCCUUCAUCUUAUGCAGCCAGUAUUGCCUCGAAACUAAGACCUGGUCUUAGGCCAGUCCAAAGCUCUGGUCUAGGACCAGUUCCGAGCAUCAGUCUUGGACAAAGCCAAAGUUCUGGUCUUGGAACAGGCCAGAACCCUGGUGUUGGGCCAGUGUCCCCAACGUUGGCUCAAUCGGUUCCAGAGAGGUUUAACCGCAGGAAUAACCCUGACCUGGAGAGGAGGAGGAUACAUCACUGUGACAUUCCAGGAUGUAAGAAAGUGUACACCAAGUCCUCCCAUUUAAAGGCCCAUUUGCGGACACAUACGGGAGAGAAGCCGUACCAAUGCUCCUGGGAGGAAUGCGAGUGGCGCUUUGCUCGUUCUGACGAGCUGACACGCCACUUUAGGAAACACACAGGGGCCAAGCCAUUCCAGUGUGUUGUGUGUAACCGCUGUUUCUCCCGGUCUGACCACCUGGCUCUACACAUGAAGAGGCACCGGAGCUAGAGAAGCCCACAUACAGUAUAUCCUUUUUUUAUUAGAUCAAAGUCAAAUGAAACUUUAUGUUAAAUAUACUUAAGUAAAUCUCAGAAACUUUCACAAUGCUAUUGUGCUGACAAUUGUUUCACAGGAUUAGGCUCUCUGUCCUUACUGAGAAAUAAAUGUGGUGCUGAAAUACACAUGAAUAUGUUUUGUUGUACCCAUGUAUCUUACAUUGACUGCAAUAUGGAUGUAGCUUUUCCAUGUAUCUAUUUCAGUAAACGCUUCCAUGCUUUGAUUUUUGAAUAAGCGCACAAAGUUGGAAACAAGCUAAUUUCAGUAUCUCUAUGAUUUAUCUACAGCAGUGUUUCCCAAACCACUGCUCCUGUACCCCCAGCCAUUUCACCUAUUUGAUCUAUUCCAGUACUAGCACACCUGAUUCAACUAAUCAUUUGAUUGUAAGUUGAUGGCCCGGUUUCCCAAAAGCAUAUCAAGGCUAAGUUCAUUGUUAGAACCUUCGUUGGAGCAUCAUUAAAUCUCAGAGCUGUUUCCCAAACCAUCGUUUGUGUGCCAUUAUUCUUUUUUGCCCUCACUUUAUACACAGAAGAUAUCCGCUAAACAUAGAAUCACAUGGUUUAUCCAUUGAAAUACAUUUCAUGUUCAAUUAAUUUAGUUCUAUUUUGCUACUUGUAGGCUACUGUCUGUAAUUUGUCUAAAAAAAUUUCAUGAUGUACCAAAUCUGUGAUUUUAGUGCAUUUUUAUUGGGUAAGCAUUAGAAUAAGCCGCCUCAAUAUUUGCAGUCGUAGGUGGUAAUACUGUUUCUCUCUAUGAGCUGAUCUGUAGUCAGUAUUGUGAAAUUAUUAUGUUAGCAAAAAAUUUGAAUGGAGAAAGCUGAUCCGAGAGUAGCACUCCCUUUCUUUAGAUCCUAUCAGUAUCGACACAUGCUCCAACGACGCACUUAGCGACCGUUCUCUCUGCAUGGUGUUUUGGGAAACGCAUGUUACAUCUUCGAAAAGAUACAUUGUUAAAACACGCGUAAGCCUAAAUUACAUCGUUAUAGAUCGAAAAAGUGAAACAGUUGGGGUUCUCAAUUUACAGUAUUAUCUGUCUUUUCUACUUAGUAUUUGUACUUCAAGGCAAAAUAUUUUAAUAUAUUGCUAUUGACGUAUAAGUAUGACUACGACUACAUUUAUAUCCUGUAUACCAUGUACAAAUGGAAGUCUAAGUAAUAUUUUUCUAAAUCGUGUUUAAGAAUGAUAUCACACAUUAUAGUAUUGAGUAUCUAAGUGCCUUUUGAUGUUUUAUUAAUGAAUUAAAGUAAAAGACAGUCCAUUGACUUGAUUGCUGCAUUUCUUGGCUAUAAAAAAAUAUAAGAUAGUUAGUGUUGUAUAUUUUUUUAAUUUAAUACAUUGAAUAAUAAGAGCUAUCAUUUCAGAUUACGAAAAUGUGUUGAAAUGUAAAUAUUUUGUAUCCUCUGUAUUUCGGAUCUUAUUGUCAAUGUUUUGUCUAUCGCUCCUUUAUACUGUAAACUGGUUUGCACUGAAAUUAAAUUAUGCUAAGUUAUGCUCAAAAAAAUAAUAGUGUUCAGCAUUUUGAAAUGUCAUACUUAUAGGCUAUAAUGGCCAAGCUGUGCCAAGAUUGCUAAGUGAGCAACAAAACAUGAAAAUAAACAGUGUUUGCAAUGUUAUACCUUGGGGAAAGUUAUUUUAUUGUAUUCAAGGUAUGUGUGGAUUGAUAUAGUAUUCACCUGUCAUAGCAACAAAGAAUUUGAACCUGACACCCACUGUGUUGACACUGCUCUGUGAUAAAAGAACACAAAUGAUCCGUGCAGAUCUUUCACAGAUAAUAUUUCAUCUCAUAGUUAAAGGUUAAAAACAUGUUUGUUUUUUAUUGGCACAUAACAUUCCUCUUUCAAGACGUUUGCGCAUUCAUUGGAACCUGAACUAUUGUGUUUGUAAUGCCAUCUGUCAGUUUCUCAUAGAGCAACGCCAACUCUAAGAUUGAUGUACCUUUUAUGUACGAUUAAUUCUCCUGAGGGUGUCACACCCUUGCAAAAUCCAGCUAGCUCUAUGGUAAUUAUAAGGCCAUUAAAACCUACUGCUCACUUAAACAUUUAAACUCCACUUGCCCAACAAACGAUUUACUUCCAUGUUUGUUUUUGUCACGCCCUGACCAUAGCGAGCCUUUGUUUCUCUAUGGUAUAGUAGGUCAGGGCGUGACUGGGGGGUAUUCUAGUUUAUAUUUUCU
Oncorhynchus tshawytscha (Chinook salmon) is the source of this 3735-nucleotide messenger RNA. Its product is annotated as Krueppel-like factor 5. The record is from RefSeq and is a predicted model, not a curated record. The transcript has 5 exons. NCBI's taxonomy places the organism in Eukaryota, Metazoa, Chordata, Actinopteri, Salmoniformes, Salmonidae. Bases 412 to 1515 code for a protein of 367 amino acids. Gene Ontology annotation, biological process: regulation of transcription by RNA polymerase II. Gene Ontology annotation, molecular function: DNA-binding transcription factor activity, RNA polymerase II-specific; RNA polymerase II cis-regulatory region sequence-specific DNA binding.